Molecule: messenger RNA, 4693 nt
Organism: Penaeus chinensis
Lineage: Eukaryota; Metazoa; Arthropoda; Malacostraca; Decapoda; Penaeidae
Product: arrestin domain-containing protein 3-like
Exons: 6
Coding region: 518-1546 (342 amino acids)
Biological process (GO): protein transport
Cellular component (GO): cytoplasm
Source: RefSeq, a predicted model, not a curated record
CUCCGUACAACACCAGGCACUGAGUGAGAGAGAGAGAGAGAGACACACACACAGAGGACCCAGGGAAGCCGCACCCUCUUAAAACAUUUUCACGCUUUUCGUUUUUUUAAAGAAAAGGGCAAGAAGGGAAGGAGAGAGAAUCGAGACUAGAAAUACUAUUAAGGACGGCCAUCUUCUCUUCCUCUUUUUCUUUCCAAUCUCUCUUCUCUCUCUUUCAAGUAGGGAGAACAGUCGAAUCCCAUUUCCCCUUUCAUAAAGGUACCCCAAAAAGAGGGGUACGAAUCAUCCCCUCAGACGAAAAGAAAGACCCAAGCACCAAAGAAAGAAGAAGGAGAAGAAAGAAAGAAAGACCCAACACUAAGAGAGAGACACACGAUAAGAAGAGACAGAGACAGACAGAGAAGAGAGAGAGACAGACAGAGAAAAGAAAGAGAGAGAGAGAGAGGAAAGAACACCAAGAGACAAGUGCAUUGAGUGUUCUUCUUACGUGUGCCCUGCCCACCAGAGUCCCUUUUGGAUGGGGAUUAACAGGUUCCUGGUGGUGCUGGAGACCGACCAGGCCGUCUACAGCAGCGGCCAGGAUGUGGCUGGCUUCGUCGAGGUCUUCGUCGAGUCCAUCAUGGCCUGUAGGGCCGUCUUGGUGAAAGCACGAGGCUUUUGCAAGGUGAACUUCUUGGGCAGCAUGAAUGAGGAGUCAUACAUGCAGGAAACUGUGACUGUGUGGUGCGGCAGCAGUCAGGGCGAAAACCUCCAGCCGGGCACACACAUGUUCCCCUUCCGGUUCAAGGUGCCCCAGAAUGUGCCCAGCAGUUAUGAGAGUGAGUACGGCCACAUCCGCUACAUGGUGGAGGCCAUGGCAGAGAUCCCUUGGGGGGAGAAUGUGACCACGCAGAAGGAUUUCAAGGUGGAUAGCAGAUACGACCUCAUACAAGACGAGGAUGCAUCAUUGCCACUGAGGUUCGUCAAGGAAGAGAGUGUGUGCUGUUGCUGCUGUGAACAAGGCCCUGUUAACAUAGCCCUGUCGGCCGAGAAGACCGGCUACAUCCCCGGGGAAUACAUCCUGCUUACCGGGGAAGUGACUAAUCGCGCAGGAUGGCAUAUAGAGAACUCUGUCAUUAAGCUCAUUCAGACAAUCAGGUAUAUAGUGCAAGAAACUUCACACAAGGAAACGGAAACGAUACAGCGGCUCGGACGACCUGGGAUAUUAGCCGGGAACACUGAUGUUUGGCUCUCUGUUCCUCUACGCAUCCCUGAACAGGCAGCUUGUCUGCAGUACUGUAACAUCAUGCAGGCAAAAUAUGAAGUAGAGAUCACCUUUUCCAUGGGAUUCUGCUCAGAUGCGAUUGUGAAGGAGACCAUCAUCGUGGGGGCCAACCCAGUGGGCAAGGUCACCAUGGCCUUAGAAGGCCUAGUGCCCAGCCCCAGUGCCCCAAAGCCCUCUGCCCCACCCCUGUACAACAGCACAGAGCCCAUCUCGCAGGAGCUCAAGCCCGUGAUCACACAGCAGCCAACAGCCACCUCGGACACCAGCCCCACUGCCAUAUAGCAUUAUCCAUAUAUCAUCCAUUGUUCGUACUUGCCGUUUAUGUGAGUUUGUGCUCUCCCGCGCAUCGUGGACAUCAUUUUCAUCACCCCCUGUAUUUUCUUAAGAUUGGUAGCGGGAGGGAUCUGGGAGGGGGGGAGGAGAAGAAGGAAGGGAAGGGGAAGGGGGGAGGAGAGAAAAAAAAGGAAAGUGACGAGAAAGAAAAUGUUGGGGAAAGAAUAACGAAGAAAAGGGGAAGCACGGGAGGGAUAGGGAAGGAGAAACUACAAGAAGGGAAGGGGAAGGAAGUGAAAGGCAAGGAAGAGAGAAGGAAUGGGAUAAGUUAGGGGAAAGAGUAAAGAAAAGGGGAUAAAUGGGGAGAGAUUGAUAAGGGGAGAUAUAUUUGAAGGGAAGUGAAGGAGAAAGGGUCUGGGAAUGGAGUAGAACCUCAAGGCAAAUAUCCUAUACUUAUAAUGGAUGACUGAUGAUGUAACACAUGAUUUACUUAAAGGCAAGAAAACACCUAAUUGUUAAUGUCUGGUUGUUUAACACUCCAGAAACUAGCACAUAGUAAAAGAAAAAAAAUGUACAGUACAAAUACUGAUAUUUUGCUCUUUUUUAUUGUAUAGAUAUAUUUGUAUCAUUUCCAAUGUGCUUCUUUUACUAAGCAUGAAUGAGUGAUAGCAUGAGUGGGGAUCAAGAAAUGAUGGAUGCAAUCCAGACUUUUUUACUGCAUGGCUGAAUGUAUUCUUGAGGUAAAAUAGUUGUUCUUAGCACAGGAAUUAGGAGCACCUCAGUUGUAUUUUUUUGUCCCUCAAGUUUUCAUUUGAUUCUUUCUUUCUUUCUCAUUGUAUUGCCUUGUUCUCUUUUUUUUUUUUCUUUGUUUAACAAUACUUCCCGAGAUGCAUCUGGAAAUCAGAGGGAAUUGGGAGGGCUCUUCUAACUCUGUGAGUUCCCUGUUGUAUGAUCACCAGAUUAUUAUUUCUCUCUCUUUCUCUCUCUCUCUCUCUCUCUCUCUCUCUCUCUCUCUCUCUCUCUCUCUCUCUCUCUCUCUCUCUCUCUCUCUCUCUCUCUCUCUCUCUCUCUCUCUCUCUCCACUAUUUUUGUCUUUUCAGGUUUGUGUUAUGUAGCUACAUCUGUGUACAAUUACUUAGUACAACUAAUUUUCAGUUUUAUAUGUAACUUAUUAAUUUUCUCUAAUCACUGUUUUCUCUCAAGUGUACAGGGUUGCACAGGGUUCCACUCUGUUAUUGCACAUUCAAAGAUAAAGGUUGCUCCCUUUGCUCCAAGAGAGAUGAAUGUCAGACAAUUGAGUCUUAGGCAACUGAGAGCAUUAAAUCCACCGUAGCUUCACGUACAAGAUAACCCACAAUAUGAUCAUUCUCCAUAACACAGAACACCCAUGCAAUCAGUUAUACAUACAUGUGAUGCAUUUGUAGUUUUUUGGGUAGAUAUACAUGUGACAAGCCUGUUCCUACCAUAUCUUUGCAUGAGGUUCCUCUGUAAGAGGACCUCAUCAUGGCAUUUCUCCCAAUGAAGCACUGCACCAUCGCACGACUACAUUUAAGUGCACCACACAACUCAUGAAUGCCCUCAGAGCACCAUAACACUGCAGUUGCACCAACACAUCCCAGAGUGCACGUAUGCAUGACGUGAGUGAAGCAUAUUGUCACAAACAAGUGCUGGGGUCUUACCAGAGUGAUGCACUGACUCAAAGUGCAUCACCUGUCAGACUGCACAAUUUAAGUAUCGUGUUUCACAGCAGCAUCAAUGUAUGAUGUUUGAGACACAAUUUCGUUUAAUCUCAUGACCAGUGUGUAGAAUCCUAUUUUAUGAUCUAUCAUGGUGGUGUAGGAUUUACCGAGAGAUAUACGUUUCAUUCAUAACAUUUCCUAUUACAUCUUUUCUUCAAUGUAUUUCAUUCAUUCCAUCUUUCCUUCACUAUUUAUUUAGCCAUAUAAAUAUAAAUCAUUUCAUAUUACCGAUUGGGUCUGUUUUACAGUCCUAAUAUAUAUUAUGUUAAAUGUACAAUGUCUAGGUAAAGACAAAUAUGCUGAGUUUAGCUGAUACUGUCAUAUAAAUGUUUAUAUCUCAGUAGGUGGUGUCUCUUUUAUCUCUGAAUCUCGUCUUCUUUGUCACGGGUUUCAUUUGUCAGCUGAUCAUUUCAUGUGCAUGAUUGAAUGUUCCUGUCAUGUUUUUAUUGUUUUGUACCUUUUGUCAUAUUUUCUUAUUUUUAGUGAACCAUAGACAAAUGUUUGUAUAUACAUAACAUAUAUAUAUGUAUAUAUAUAACUAUGCACACUUUUGAUAUCCCUUAAUACUUUACUAUGAUAAUGUAAACUGUAGGUAGAGGUGAGAAUCUUAGACAAUGUGCAUAUGCAUUAGACUCUGUAGAUCCCAGGAAGGCUGAGCCAGUAUUAGGAUAGCUCAAGUACAUGUCUUCUUGUGGAUUUCUUUUUCUUUCCUCAAUUGUGGAAAUAUAUUUGUUUUUCUUUUCUUAUCUACUUCAAUUGUUACAAGUAUAAUCCUGUGUUCUUUCCCUCGGUUGCAGUUGCCCUAAAAGAUUGGUGCAUGGCAGUAACUGUAGCUUAAAUUUUCCUACCCUUUUUUCGUUUUUUUUAUUUUUUUUAUAUGUAAUUUUCCAUUCUGCAAAACUCAGGUCAUGAUUUCCUAUUAAAAGAAAUGUAAGAUAUCUCAUUUGUGCUUCCGUUUUGUGUUUCCUCCAAACGAAUUGAUUUUUAAAGAUAGUUCCUUAUAAUAAGUGAAUGGAUGUGAUGGGAGGUCUAAGUGUCAAAGACAAGUGUACGAAUCAAAAAAAAAACAAUGUGUUUGUUUUUAUUGCUCAAACCUGGAAGGUGAACCAAGAAGGCUAAUGCUCAAAGUAUUCUUAUUGGUUGAAAACGGAGGAAUAUUGAUAAAAGAAAUUAAUGCAGAUCGCUUUUAUCUUUUCCUUACUCUGCAUUUAUGAUUUAACAGUUGUUUUACUGAAAGAAAACAAACCACUAUUAAAGGUGCAGCUAGAGUUUAUUUUUGCUCUCUUUUCUCAUUUGUGAAUAAACGGGCAUUUUAUUUUGAAAUAAAACUUAAAUUGUUAUAUUUUGUGAAAUAUUUCAAAAUUAUCUUAAGAAAUGGAAAUUUAUUUUAUUUGAAAUAAACCUGAAUUGUUGUUUA